Messenger RNA from Pterocles gutturalis (yellow-throated sandgrouse), 168 nucleotides. Its product is annotated as spore coat protein SP85-like. The record is from RefSeq and is a predicted model, not a curated record. The transcript has a single exon. Lineage: Eukaryota; Metazoa; Chordata; Aves; Pterocliformes; Pteroclidae. The annotation marks the transcript as partial.
UACCCAGCACCCCUCCCAGUGCCUGGCACCUAUCCUGGCACCCAGCAUCCAUCCCAGUACCCAGCACCUAGUAACUAUCCCAGCACCCAUCCCACCAUUCAUCCUGGCACCUAUCCUCGUACCAGUCCCGGCACCCGGCAUCCAUCCCAGUACCCGGCAUCCAUCCCG